CCAUUGAAAAAGAUUUGCUUCUCAUUCGUUUAAUUUUAUCUCGUCUGCUUGUUCACGUUGCAACGUCUUUAAAAUAAUUUUUUGCCAAAAUAUUAUUGGAUUUAUUACACCGCUUCUGAAUUUCUUUUCUCUUAAGAAAAUGACGUCGAAUUAUUUCAACGUCUACGUGACGCACGUGGUUGAGGUCAUAGACUGCCAAGAGAAACCCAACUACUGCAAUUUAAUCUUCUGGGGUCAGAAAGAUCGCAUCUUAGCAACUAAAAUGGAAGAACAGAUUAUUGCAUGCAAGUUUGAUUCCUGCCCUCGGCCUAUGAUGAGUGACCUUAAGAAAGAAAAGGUUUUCUGUGUGCCAGUGAACAAUGGUUGGCUGAGAGCAACGAUCAGUGAUUACGCUGUAGAUAGGAAUGGGGAACUUGAAGUAUGCUGCAUAGAUUAUGGCUACACUGUCAUGGUUCCCAUGGCUUGCAUUAAAGUUGUCCCGGCUAGUUCAACCUACAUCGGCAGCUGCCAUCCAUUGGCCACAAAAUUUCUUUUAGCAGAUGUAGUGAUUCAGAAAGGACCACGAGGAAAGGAACCAGUACUUCAAUACUUGAAAAGAAAUGUGGAAAACAAGAAUGUCAAAGCAGUGGCAUUGGGUAUUCAUAAUGACUUUGAAGGAGUAAGAGUCUAUUUGAAUGAUCAGCUUUUGGCGAAGCUGUUGGUGGAAAAACACCUGGGAACCUCAGCCACAACAUAUUUUGAUGCUCUCAAAGAACCAGUUCCCACUCAACGCUAUUUCUCUGUAGCUUCCCUCUCACCUCCAUCAAUGGUGAAGAAUGGUGGGGUCUCUAGCUUUGGACAUGCGACAAAACCAAUCAGCAACACGUUGCCAACUGUCUCAUCACAAAACAAGCCAAAUCCCGUAAAAUUCUAUACAGCGUCUUAUCUGGAAGUGAAUGUGGCUCAUUCAGUCAUGGUGACCUUUGUGCAAAAUGGACCUCAGAAGUUUGUCGUUCAAUGCAACUCUCCAGAAGCAGUGCGAAAACUGAACGAUAUUUCUCGGCAAUUGUCCAGUUAUGUGGCUCGCAACUCCAAAACACUGGCCAAGCCUGAACGUGGUGACGCUUGUAUUGCCAUCUCCUGUCGAGAUAAAUUGUUCCAUCGUGGCGUCGUAACACAGGUAGAAGAUAUCAAAUUCGCUCAAGUGUACUUUGUCGACUAUGGCUAUACGGAAUUAGUUGACCUUCGUUCAAUGUACGAAAUUCCAUCUGAGUUGGUCGCCAUUAACCUUCUAGCUUUCCGCGUUACGCUCGAAGAAUCGGCUGCCUUGAUGACGCACGACGGAAUUUCCGAGGCCUUCACGCGACUGGUUUUGUAUCGAAGCUUUAAAUGCCACGUAUCAGGAGAAACAAUACCACAGUCAGUAAUUCUUGUGGACGAGGCCGGACGGAGCGUCAAGGAUUUAGUCUUAGCAGCCUUGGUAGAAUCUCAGAAAGCCCUGAAUGUAUCAGAACUACUCAAAACAACUUCACUCUCACCCAUACUUCCUGGUGCAAAUAUUAAAAUUGCUGCAGUUGAGGUGCAGGACGAAGAAAAUCUUUUCGUUACUUACGCUGGCCCUCCUGGACAGUUCUUCGGCCAGUUUGAAAGAAGACCUGUAAGUGAGCUGGAAGCUUUGAAAAACGAACUUCGAUCUGCCUAUUCUAGCUGUGGCAUUCCGGGACAGAUUGCUCAAGUUCCCUUGCUCUAUUCCGACCUCAAAAGCCACGUUGGAGACUAUGCCGUAAUUAGAUGGGCAACCGACAAACUUCUUUAUCGAGUUAAAGUUAUUAACGAAUAUGGCAAUGAUGUGUCCGUUUCCUUUGUAGACUACGGGAACAGUAUUAAAAUUUCCCGCCAAGAAAUAUGGGCUCCAAUGAAAAGCCUCGAGUUGUUUUCCAUACAACCUUUUGGCAUUUAUUGCUGCGUUUCCGGAAUUAAAGUACCCGAAAAUGAAUGGAAGCUACAAGUCAGUGACAAGUCAGUCCGCGUGAAGCUCGGCCAACCCAUUAAUGGAGUUUAUCCUGCUACAUUCGACAAUCCUAUCACAAAUGACAUUAAUAGGCCGUUGAGUGCAUGCUCGAAUCAAUCACCAGUGACAGAGAAACGGGGCCCUUCAGUUGAUGCUGUCAAACCAAUGACGAAUCGUAAACUCGAAUUUGAUGCACCCCAAGAAUCAGGAUUUGUUAGAAAUGCAAUACCCAAUAUUGCCUUUGAUCAGGCUGCCAUUCUUAAUGAUGAGCUGGAUGAUUCGUGGGCUCCUCCCAAGGCUGAUGGUAAGGUACCAAACAGACAAAAGACGCAGAGCAUUUCUUCGAUGAGCUCAAAUGCUAGUCAAAGCCAAGUAGAGCAAAUGGAUUGGGAAAGCAUUGAAUCCAAACAGUUUCCCAGCCAGCCGAUAUCUCAGCCUGCUGAACUCACUAAACGGGUUAUACCAAUAUCUCUUCCUACUCGACUUUUCUAUCCACCUCAAAAAGGAUUGGAAGGUACAACCACGACCGUCGAAAUUGUUUUUGUCGACAAUCCCAACAGCUUUUAUUGCCAUCUGGUCGAGACGGGCCCACUUCUUGAAGACUUGAUGGACAAAUUGGCCAGAGCCUACACAGAUGCGUCAAAAGAAUCUAUUAAAAGCGUGAGUGUAGGUGUAGCCUGCGUCGCUCAAUAUACCGAUGAUGGUGGCUGGUACCGUGGCCAAGUUUUAAACGUGGAAGGAAGCGAAGUCGAAGUGCUAUUUGUAGACUAUGGCAAUAAACAACGGACUCCUACGAGUUUAGUAAAGGAUAUUCAUGAAGAAUUUGUGAAAUUGCCGCCCCAGGCUUAUCAUUGUUCCUUGGCCGGCGUUCAAGAUUCGACGCGUUCUUGGACUUCUGAAGAUAAGGCCCGGUUCGAACAAGUUGGCAUGGGCAAACGUGUCACGGCUACAUUUUCUGAACGAUGCGAAAAUGAUAAAUACCCAGUUCGUUUAUUGUUGGUGAUGGAGGCACUAGGGCAGCCUGGUGCUUUGCCUGUCGUAAUCAACGACCUUUUUGCCCCGACCCGCAAAAUUCUGCCGGUGCCUGAUGUUGCCAACUACCCAGCCCUGCCAAUUUCUUUUGAUUCAACCGAAGUCAACGUGGCUUGGUUUCAUAAUAUUGGCAAAUUCUUCCUCACGCCUGUCAAUCUUGCUCCAUAUCAGAAAGAACUAGACAAAUUAGGAGAGUACUACACCGCCUUAUCUAGUACCGAAUUGAUUGAAGAUUCACCAUGCGUCGGUUUACCCUGCGUUGUGCGGUUCAAGGCCGAUGACCGUUUUUAUCGUUCUCAGAUAUUGGCUAUUUGUGGGAACUUUGCACAAGUGCUCUUUGUAGAUUAUGGCAAUGAACAAGAGACUCCUCUGAAGGAUCUGAAACGCAUCCACCCUCGCUUCUUGAAAUGCCCUCAACUGACUUGGCAAUGCAGGUUGAAAAAUGUCAUAAUGCCUGAUUCUGAAAUCCAUUACUCACAAGAUUUGAAAAUGCACAUCAACACUUGCUUUCCACAUGGGCAAAUUCUUAGAGCCAGAUUUUACCCGCCCACAGAUGGCAUUUAUAAUGUUGAUUUGAGCGUGCCGGAAAUUGGAGACGUCGCGCAAUAUCUAGUGAAAAACAAGAUUCUUUGUUUUCACAACAUCUGUUCUGGAAAAGAAGUGAAAGUACCGCCACAGAAUCUCGACUUUGUUCCAGAUAAAAUUAUCUCUACGGGUGCCUUCGUGUCUUUCGCUAAAACGCCAAUGGAAUUCUGGAUCCAGUUAGACCCAAACUCGGUCGAUGUCCUAAUGGAGAAGUCGGAUACAAUUGUCACUCAACCAGAGUUCCUUAACGACAAAACGAGUUUUGUUCCAGUUCCGGGGGUAUUCUGCCUGGCUUUCUUUUCUGACGAUAGACGUUGGUGUCGAGCCAUUGUAGAAACAGUUGAACCAAAUCGUGUCGUUGUCAAUUACAUCGACUACGGAAAUUCCUGUGCUGUAGCUCUGGAUCAUCUUCGAGCUCUUCCAGUCUCACUUGCGGACAAACCUGCCAUGGCUUUCAAAUGCUGUUUGGAUGGGAUAGAAUCCCCCGUUUCGACGGAGGUUACGGCAUCUUUUCUGGGUCAAGUAUUAGACUUUGUAGCCACCGUGAAAUGUAUCAAAAUCGUCAACGGAGUUUUGCAUGUCCGUCUGUCCAACACGGCUGACAAGAAGGAUUUGACAGAGAAGAUAGGCCUACUUAUCAAACCGGUUGAAUUGGAAGUUUACGUCGCGUAUUCUAUUUCUCCAGACAAUUUCUGGAUCCAGCGGAAGGAAGACGAGAGCAAAUUGGCUGAGAUUCAGGAUCUAAUGUACCGAGAACUGGAAGGGGCGAACGCAGGUUCUUACCGAAUGCAAGGACAUCCGGUUCCUGGGCCAAUUUACGCCGUAAAUCAUCCCAUCUAUCACACCUGGUACAGAGCUCAAGUGGAGCAUGUCGAUGGCCAUUCGAGAAUGGCCGAAGUUCAGUUUAUCGAUUAUGGAGACCGCCACAAAGUUUCAUUGUCCGAUUUCCGGCAUUUGCCCAACAGCCUGAAAGAUUAUCCAUCGAUGGCAAUUGAAUCUUGUUUGAAUUUUCAAUCAAGACCGAAACACUGGCCUGAACAGGCUUUAAAAUAUUUCAGCUCUAUCUGCUCACCAGAGGUCGUCUUUCGUGUGAAAUUCGGGACUAAAAAUGGCAACGUUCAGCAAAUUGAUUGCAUGGAAACUCCUACAGAGAACGUCAUUGAAAUACUGAACUCAAAAAUCAAACAAUCUUUAUUAGAAGACACUGGAAGAGUUUUAGAAUUGCUGGACUCAGUUUCUAAAUCCUACAAGCAAAUUGAAUCACAUCCAGUAAUUCGUUCGAGUGCAGAGUUGAUCAAGGAAUUAAAUUGCGUUCCUGGCCAAUUGAUUUCUUCCAAAGCUGUUUCUGUUUGCCUGACGUCACCCACUGCUGUUUGGCUUCACUUAGAUCCUUCAACAGCUAACACACUAAUGGAAUCUAUUCAACAACACGUCAAGAGUCCGGAAUUCUCCAAAACUCGACCAGUUGAGCCACUCGUCGGACUUUCCUGUCUGGCUUUGUUUCCCGAUGAUCAGCGUUGGUACCGCGCUAUAAUUGAAAAUGUCGAUCGAAAUGUGGCUGUCGUUAAUUAUGUCGAUUAUGGAAAUUCGUCUACGAUAGGUCUGGAUCUACUCCGACCUCUGCCAUCAUCUCUAGUAGCUCAACCUGCGUUGGCUUUGAAAUGUGCACUAGAUGGAGUUGAAAGAUGUCCCAACGAAUUGCCAAGUACCAGCAAAUGCCAGUCUGUUAUCUUCGAUCAAACACUGCACGUUACAUUUAUUGAGAAAACGGAGAAACAUAUUUUUGUAAGAUUACGAGAUACAGCUGGAAAUGACAUAAACGAGAAGCUCGGUCUACCUGCCUCAGUCGCUGCACCUACGAAUGUGGGCAAUCAGGCGAGCAAUUCAAUUCAAUCUCACGAUGGAGUCAUUCCCGGUGCAGUAGAUGUGAGAGUGUCUUACGUCAAGUCAGCCGGAAUGUUUUGGAUCCAAUACGAGAGCAACAUCGAAGAAAUUGAACAAAUCAGAGAUAACCUCCGGCCACUAGACUCCAACAAUGCCCCCAAUGUUCCACCCAUCAACGUAAAAGAAAAUGCCCUUUACGCAGUUAUGCAUCCGGAAUAUAAUCGUUUCUUCCGCGCUCGAGCCAACAAAGUUAAUGGCCAGAUGGUUGAAGUAUUUUUCUUGGACAUUGGUUAUACAGACUGGGUUCCUCUGUCCAGCGUCCGUUCGUGUCCUGCAAUUUUAAAGUACAUUCCACCGAUGGCAAAUGAAUGUACGUUCCGAACUCCUGUCUAUCCGGAUCAGUAUUGCGAAGAGAUACAGAAGGCUUUUAGUGAUGCAACAGAAGGUGUUGUUUGCCAGGCUGUUUUCAGUGGGCCACAGCCGGCCCAAGGCAUUCACUGCAUCGAAUCGCUAUUUGCAAAGGGCGUUAAUGUGGGAAAUCUCCUUUAUAAUUUGAUUUCGUCGUCCGCGCCUCAAUCAGGAACUGCAGGCGGGUUUCGCAAUUCUUUUUGUGUGUUCUAGUUUUCCAUCGUUUCCUAGCAAACAGCAAAGAGGGCUGUGAAAAAUGAAUACCUAGAGAAGUUUUAUGUUCAUUUUGUAAAGUAAAAGGUAUGAUGUUUAUUCUCAUUGUGAUUCCUUUUUGAACUUUUUUCGUUCCAAUUCUCUGUUGAAUCUAGAUCUUUUAAAUACAUCAUUUCCGUUUUUGAAGCGU
Molecule: messenger RNA, 6302 nt
Organism: Daphnia carinata
Lineage: Eukaryota; Metazoa; Arthropoda; Branchiopoda; Diplostraca; Daphniidae
Exons: 10
Coding region: 140-6112 (1990 amino acids)
Source: RefSeq, a predicted model, not a curated record